Pocillopora verrucosa is the source of this 2091-nucleotide messenger RNA. RefSeq names its product nicotinate-nucleotide pyrophosphorylase [carboxylating]. Gene Ontology annotation, molecular function: nicotinate-nucleotide diphosphorylase (carboxylating) activity. Gene Ontology annotation, cellular component: cytoplasm. Lineage: Eukaryota; Metazoa; Cnidaria; Anthozoa; Scleractinia; Pocilloporidae. The record is from RefSeq and is a predicted model, not a curated record. Gene Ontology annotation, biological process: quinolinate catabolic process; NAD+ biosynthetic process.
ACAUGGCGGACAAACGUCUUCGUGUUCUUCUUCACCCAACUUCGCUUCGACAACACGUUCAGCAGUGGUUAGCUGAAGAUACGCCAAGCUUUGAUUAUGGAGGUUUCGUUGUGGGAGAAAGUGAAGAAACAGCAGUAUUGUUGUGCAAAUCUAGGGGUAUUUUAGCGGGAGUUCCUUUCUUCGACGCAAUAUUCCGUGAGUUGGGGUGCAAGGUGGAGUGGGUGUUCUCCGAAGGGGUGCAAGUUGAACCCACGACCACGGUGGCAAAGGUAACUGGGAGAGUUAACAAGAUUCUUCUGGGAGAAAGAGUGGCCUUAAAUUGUAUUACAAGAGCGAGUGGAAUUGCGACGAAGGCUAAGAGUUUGGUGAAACUUAAGGAAGACCAUAACUGGCACGGAGAAAUAGCGGGAACUCGGAAAACUACCCCGGGUUUUCGAAUCGUAGAAAAGUACGCACUUUUGGUCGGUGGUGUUUCCACCCAUCGAUAUGAUCUAUCCUCCAUGAUCAUGCUCAAAGAUAAUCACAUUUGGACUGCUGGGAGCGUCACACGUGCCGUACAAGACGCAAGAAAGGUGGGAGGUUUCUCAAUCAAAAUUGAAGUGGAAUGUCGAAGCAUCGAGGAGGCAAGAGAAGCUGCCAGUGCAGAAGCUGAUGUUGUUAUGCUGGAUAACUUUGAGCCUAAGGCUCUCCACAGAGCAGCUGAGGUCCUGAAGAAAGAAUUCCCGCAUUUACUGAUUGAGGGAAGUGGAGGCGUUACAAUAGAGAACAUCGCGCAAUAUUUUGGACCGCAUGUUGAUGUAAUUUCAAUGGGGUCUCUAACACAAGGUUAUGGUACAGUCAAUUUUUCUCUGAAAAUUCUGAAGGAAGGACAUGAUCCGCACAAUCCACUUGUCAAAACUUUCUAAUCGUUAGUAAGAUGAUGGCUACUCUAUGUUCAUCAGUUUGAAUGUAGCGUACCUUGACAACUUACAAUUUGUUAAAUAAUGAAAAGGAUUUUCUUUUAAAUAAGACACUGAUGUAUUUGAUUAUUUUGAUCAACAGGUUACAAAGAACUUUUAAACCGAAAAUUACAUUUCGUCCGUUGCAUUUCUGCUUCCUUGGAAGAAGUAAGCGCAUCGUUUACAACACAAAGAAGGAUUUUUCUAAGCUACGGAAUAAUAAAUAUUGCUCUGCUUAAGUAAUGUUUACAAACGAAAAAGAAAUCGUCACUUAGAGAAUCAGUUUAAAUUAGCAACUUUCAAUUUGGUCCUUUGCAGGUUUUUGAAGACUAGGGGAAGUCGGGGUCGUGCUCCUCCUCACAUUCCUUGGGGCAUUUUUUAGUCCGGAGGUUUUGCCCUUUUGUGGGAUGUGGGGAAGUGUCGUAGGGAGGGAAUCAAGUAAUCCCUUAUAGAUGUGUCCGUCCUGUCCUAAGAUAUCCACCGGUUGAAAAUCUUUCUGCGGGACGAGGAAGUCCAAGUCGUCCUUGUUAAGCUGAAGUCCACGAACAACCGACUGACUAUGGGGAUAGGUGAGGGUAUGGACUCCUCCACAGGCUCUUGCAGUGGCCUCGGCCAAUUCUUGUAGAUCGUGAACACCACUAAUGAUAAAAACAAAGUAGAAGAAUUAUGACUGUUACGUUUUUCUUCAGUCAGUUUUGAAAUAUGUUUUACCCUGUCGUCAUAUUUGUCUACAACAAAAACCCUCCUAAUGAAAAUAAAGGAUGUGAGGUAAAUCAAGUCCCCUGAUCAAAAUUGUCGGACGUGACCAGUCUGUCCCAGUGUCUGGCGUUUGAAACCUGUAUAAGUCUUUUUCCAAAUAGUAAGUUUUUUUUCGUGAACCACCUCACUCUGAAACGAAAUCCCAGAGAAAUAUUGCAUCAGUAUAGUUGUUUAGGUGGCCAUCAGGACUUACUGCUAAGAGGUUUAUUAAAUCAGCAUUGUUGCGCCUCCUAUGCAGCCGUUGUUUGGCCACGUAACGCAAGGCGUUUUCAGAUGACGUGUUGCGUGACCAUGUAAGGUGCAGAUAACGUGUUGCGUGACCAGACCAAUCAACAGUUGCGCAGGAAAAUAGUAUUUUAGUUCCUUUCUGUAAGUAUGUCUGUAAUCCAUUCAU